This is a messenger RNA of Staurois parvus, 504 nucleotides long. The record is from the annotation of a GenBank genome assembly. Lineage: Eukaryota; Metazoa; Chordata; Amphibia; Anura; Ranidae.
AUGUUUUUCAAAAGAAGUCCUAUCUUCACUCACAUCAAAGAUCUCACACGGGGGAGAAGCCGUAUUCCUGUCCUGAGUGCGGGAAAUGUUUUUCACAGAAGUCUCAUCUUUACUCACAUCAGAGAUCUCACACAGGGGAGAAGCCAUAUUCCUGUCCUGAGUGCGGAAAAUGUUUUUCAAAGAAGUCCCAUCUUUCACUCACAUCAAAGAUCUCACACGGGGGAGAAGCCGUAUUCCUGUCCUGAGUGCGGGAAAUGUUUUCAAUAUAAAUCCAAUCUUAUCACAAGCAUAGAAGAUCUCACACGGGGGAGAAGCCGUAUUCCUGUCCUGAGUGCGGGAAAUGUUUUUGUAGAAAAAUCAACACUUAUCAUACAUCAGAGAUCUCACACGGGGGAGAAGCCAUAUUCCUGUCCUGAGUGCGGGAAAUGUUUUUCAUAUAAGUCCUAUCUUUCCAGACAUCAGAGAUCUCACACGGGGGAGAAGCCACUUUCCUGUCCUGAGUGA